AUGGCUUCAGCUAAGUCUCACAAAGGCAUGAGUAAUGCUGAAUGGCUUGCGCGUCUGGAGAUUUUUGCCCAAACAGGAGUUUGGCCAUCUACACAGGGGAAUAGACCUUCUCCCCGACAAAAACGAUGGCAUGAGAUGUAUCAGAAGAUAGAAAAGUGCCCUCUGCAAAUGAGGGGACAGACCACUCUUCUGAAGGAAGCUCAGACAUGUAUUUGUGGCUUUCACAAGGUUCAUCCACCAGUCACAGGGGAAGCAUCACAGAGCACCCCGGCCCAAAGCACACCCUCUGUCAGCGAUGUGUCAUGUCCUGCAAAGAGACCUAAACUGACAUUGUCAAUGUUUGAAAAGUCAAGGUUUGGAGGCUCACAUGUGGCAGCAGCAAAACCUAAUUUGAGCACCCAGAGGAAAACCUCUCAGAUGUUAGAGCACUCCAGUUCAGCUACAGUUUCAUGUCCACCCUCUGAUCCUCAUCCUCCUCCAUCCCCCAAACCUCAUCAGCCCGUCAUCCAGUCCUCCUCUUCCUUCUUCCUUCCUCCACCUCAGAGUUCACAACGCAUCAAAAAAACAGCAACGCCAUCAACUGUUUCUGAGAAUACUGUUGUGAGGAGCCCACAGGUCUCAUCUCAGCCAGAAGAUCUCCCCCUUCUGUGGCCACAGACAAUGCCACAGCAAGACCAGAAGUGGGUGUCAGAAGCACUUUUUAGGGUUGGUGCAAAGGGAAAGCUGGAGCUGCGUGAAAACCUACAGUUGUGGUAUCACCCCCCACCACCAGCCCUGUUGUACCACCAAGCUCCAACACCUGAUAGGUUUUUUUCACAGCGUCUCUUGCUCUGGAUGCCAUAUAAGCUGUGGAAGGUGCGGCUCCAGUGUACUAACCCUGCCUGUGCCAGGCAACAGCUGUGUGGUGGUGGACUGCACAGGAGGGUACGACAGGUGUUAGACAUUGACAGAUACUACAACCUGGUGACAGAGACCCUGAUCUGCACCAGGUGUAGAACCAGCUAUCUGUCCUGGAGUCAAGCUGUGCUGCAGCAGUUGGACCUGGCCCAUCGAUCUGAAUUCAGGGUCAUCCUCACACGCAAGUAUGCCUGUGACAUUCGGGUUCUUCGCUUGCUGCGUGAGAGGGGCAUGGGGAAUGGCCCAGUGAGGAUCAUCGGCCAGCUGAGAGAGAACCACAGUGAGGAGUGGUUGAAACGUGCGCUUCGGUACACAUCAGAGUGUGUGGCCUUUUUUGAUAAUCGUGGCCUGCAUCCGCUGCACUUCCAGGAGCCACCACCACUUGCUUCAGUACCCAGCUACAAAUGGCUCCUCACUGUAUAUAGUCAGGACAUUCUCAACAGGCUCGAUCACAUAAAGGCCAGCAUAACAUCCACGUAUGGAUCAAUCUUAAAAAUGGAUUCAACUAAGAAGAUCACCAAGAAGUUGAGCGGGCCUGCGAAAGGCACAGCACAGUGGCUUACCUCAGUGGGCAAUGAGAUAGGUCAGGUGCUGAUGAGUGUCCUGACUGCGAAUGAAGGGGCUGGGUUAGACCUCAUGGCUGCAGGGCUCAUGGAGCGAUACCGGAGUGCUGGUGUUGAUCCUCCCACUAUCAUUUAUGUGGACUGUGAUUGUUGCAAGAAAGUGGGAGAGACUAAAUUGAAGAGGCGGUUCAGCGGCUGGCCAGAUGUCAUCGUCCGCCUAGACAUUUGGCAUUUUAUGCGAAGUCUGGCAGUAGGGUGCACCACUGACGCCCACCAGUUGUACCCUACUUUUAUGGCAAGGCUGUCAUCCUGUAUUUUUGAGUGGGAUGCAGGGGAUCUCACUCUGCUGAGACAGGCCAAAAGGGAGCAACUCAUCCAACAGGGCUGGCCUACUCUGUCGGAGGCAGAACUGGACCAUCAUUUAACUAAAGCUGAGCUGCUCCAGCACUGCAGGAGGAGAACACGGGGAGAAGAAACCACUUUCCGCCUCCUUGAUAUGCUCAUCAGAGAGCUCAUGGGUGGCAAGGGGAAUGAUGCUCUUGGUGUUCCUCUACUUGACAGUGUGAGAAUGCAGCACAUCUGGAAUGUCCAGAGGCGGCACAUCACCUGUAUCCAAGACCCUCCAAAUGUGCCGCUCUAUACUGAAACUGGAACUACAAGCAAGGGUGGGGUGGUUCUAAAAACUUAUCGUUGUGCCAGAGGCUCCACAUCCCUGGAAUCAUUUCACUGCCACCUAAACAGAUUUAUUCCAGGGAACAGCGCAAACAGCCUGAACUUCCAGAUUUAUCUCCUGGAAGGUUUAUUACGCUGGAAUCAGGACCGGGCUGAAGCUGCUGUUGCAGAUGGAGGUUCAACUCUGCGCUCUUACACAGGGGAGCUGGUUUACUCUGUCAAUGAGAACUACAAUAAGUUGUAUGGCAGGAAAUUGGUCCCUAGCUUCACUCCACCUGCAGUAUACACAGGGGAGCUCAUUGGAGUACAGUACUUGUUGAGGCAGAAUAGUCAGCCCCUGGAGGACAUGUGCCCUACCUCUGAUAGGACCUCUCAAUUGCUGGAGGAGAUAGAUGUGGAGGAGCAAGUGGAAAAGGAUGAGGGUUUCAUUGAUUUCUUUGGAGAGGAAGCCACAGUGGCAAAUCUUGUGGCAUCAGAUGACUUAGUCCUUUCAGGUCCACCAGUUCUACCAGCUGCACCAGUUCCCAGUGUCCAGGCUCCUACAGCUGCACCACUGCCCAGUGUCAAAAUUCCACCACUGCCCAUUGUCCAGACUCCACCACUGCCCAGUGUCCAGACUCCACCAUUGCCCAGUGUCCAGACUCCACCACUGCCCAGUGUCCAGACUCCACCACUGCCCAGUGUCCAGACUCCACCAUUGCCCAGUGUCCAGACUCCACCACUGCCCAGUGUCCAGACUCCACCACUGCCCAGUGUCCAGACUCCACCACUGCCCAGUGUCCAGGCUCCACCACUGCUCAGAGUCCGGGCUCCUUCAACUGCACCAGUGCCCAGUGUAGCUGCAUCACUGCUCAGUGUCCAGGCUCCACCAUUGUUCAGAGUCCGGGCUCCUUCAGCUGCACCAGUGCCCAGUGUCCAGGCUCCACCACUGCUCAGAGUCCGGGCUCCUUCAGCUGCACCAGUGCCCAGUGUAGCUGCACCACUGCCCAGUGUCCAGACUCCACCACUGCCCAGUGUCCAGGCUCCACCACUGCUCAGAGUCCGGGCUCCUUCAGCUGCACCAGUGCCCAGUGUAGCUGCACCACUGCCCAGUGUCCAGACUCCACCACUGCCCAGUGUCCAGACUCCACCACUGCCCAGUGUCCAGGCUCCACCACUGCUCAGAGUCCGGGCUCCUUCAGCUGCACCAGUGCCCAGUGUAGCUGCACCACUGCCCAGUGUCCAGACUCCACCACUGCCCAGUGUCCAGGCUCCACCACUGCUCAGAGUCCGGGCUCCUUCAGCUGCACCAGUGCCCAGUGUAGCUGCACCACUGCCCAGUGUCCAGACUCCACCACUGCCCAGUGUCCAGGCUCCACCACUGCUCAGAGUCCGGGCUCCUUCAGCUGCACCAGUGCCCAGUGUAGCUGCACCACUGCCCAGUGUCCAGACUCCACCACUGCCCAGUGUCCAGGCUCCACCACUGCUCAGAGUCCGGGCUCCUUCAGCUGCACCAGUACCCAGUGUCCAGGAUCCUUUAGAUACACCAGUGCCCUCAGCAAUGGUAAAAUUUCCUUUUCUAUACGAAUUGUCACUCAUUUAG
Carassius gibelio (silver crucian carp) is the source of this 3714-nucleotide messenger RNA. RefSeq lists its product as uncharacterized. The transcript has 10 exons. The record is from RefSeq and is a predicted model, not a curated record. NCBI's taxonomy places the organism in Eukaryota, Metazoa, Chordata, Actinopteri, Cypriniformes, Cyprinidae. The coding region runs from base 1 to 3714 and encodes 1237 amino acids.